AUGCACCUCUUUGAAUGGCACUCCAAGAUUUACUUUAUACAGAAGUCCAAGCUGGAUCAAGAAUCUGACCUUCCAGUUUAUCAACAUGGACAGAAAAGUUAUCGCAAGAAUGCCGAACACUUUAAGGAGUUCUCACAUCCAUGGUUAAAGCUGUCUGCCACAGCUGGCAAGAGUGAUGCUGCUCCUGUGCUAAACUUAUGGUCACCAAAGACAGCCUAUCAUAAGAAGAAGCCUAAGAAGGCGAUCGACAUUGCAUUCAAGGAGCUCGGCACCUAUCUUUCAUUCCAAGCAGGCGAGGACGACAUCAGAUUGGUUCUGUUUGUGGACAAGGUGACACUGGUCAAUGACAAGGUGAACAAAGAGAUAGAGGACGAUUCGAGAUUGAAGGUCUACGUCCAGGACACCGUCAACUCGCUGGACUACCUGAACGACAUUGGUAGUGGUGCGCCAUGUAGGUUCAUGGCAGUGGAGUCAUCGUGGCGACUCAAGAGGACUGAGAAUAACAAGAUGCUCUAUCAAGCGGCCGGUUUAUCAUUCGAGAAGGAGACAAAGACUAGACAUCCAGACAUUAUUUGA
Acytostelium subglobosum LB1 is the source of this 576-nucleotide messenger RNA. RefSeq lists its product as hypothetical. Lineage: Eukaryota; Evosea; Eumycetozoa; Acytosteliales; Acytosteliaceae. Bases 1 to 576 code for a protein of 191 amino acids. The record is from RefSeq and is a predicted model, not a curated record. The transcript has 4 exons.